Messenger RNA from Diaporthe batatas, 3592 nucleotides. Its product is annotated as proteasome core particle subunit beta 4. The transcript is spliced from 4 exons. Gene Ontology annotation, cellular component: nucleus; proteasome core complex, beta-subunit complex; proteasome core complex. Lineage: Eukaryota; Fungi; Ascomycota; Sordariomycetes; Diaporthales; Diaporthaceae. Gene Ontology annotation, molecular function: peptidase activity. The record is from RefSeq and is a predicted model, not a curated record. Bases 2449 to 3060 code for a protein of 203 amino acids. Gene Ontology annotation, biological process: proteasomal protein catabolic process.
CUUGUGAAAAGGGCGGGGUUUUUGUCAUUUUUCCCUGACUGACUCCUUUUUCCCCUGAAGUUGCGCCUGCGUCGACCAACAAAUGCUAUGCAAGACUAUCAUAUCAUGCUCGAGUCCUAGUCCUCCUCCCCCUCCGCCUCGGACUCGUGAUCAUCACCGUUGGCCCGGGGGACCACCUCCUUGCGCACCCUCGGCACCUCAAACACCAUGGCGCCGUUCCGCCCGCCCUGCAGCUUCUUCCACCGCCCGAGGCGGUGCUCCUUGCCCAGCGCGAUGACGACGCACAGCCCGUCCCUGCCGCGGUCGCCGCGCUCGAACGUGGAGAUGUCGUUGAUGACGCCCUUGACGAGGCCCAGGGCCGAGUCCGGGCCGGGCGAGGCCGGCUUUUCUUUUUCCUCCCCUCCUUCUUCUUCUGUUUUCCGCGCGACGACCUCCCGGCUGCCGUCCGCCUCGGGCUCCUCCCCCGCAUUUUCGCCGUUUGUCAGCGCCUGCCCGGGCGGGAACUGGGGCUGCGGGUUGUGCGCCAGGACGUUGCCGUCCGCGUCGGACGUGGCGCCGAGGACGCCCACGCGCUCGAGCCGCCGCUUGUCCUCGCUCAGCCUCCACACGCGGACGUAGCCGUCCCAGCUGCCCGAGAGGAUGACGUCCGAGUACGGGAUCGUCCUCAGGGCCGUGAUCCACCGCGGCUGGGGAGGGGGCACCACCGACGGGUCCGGGUCGACCUCGCCCGACGACCGCUCGGGCGGCAGGGCCGGCUCGAUGCCGUGGGCGUGGGGCAGGACGAAGACGGGCUUCUUCUUCUGCAGGCUCCACAGGGCUAUGGAGCCGUUGUCGCUGCCCGUGACGAACAUCUCGUCGUCGAUCAUGGCGAUCCGGUCCAUGCUCCCCUCGUGGGCCAUGGAGAGGGGGUCGAUGCUGCCGCCGGCGGCGGUGGGCGCUGUUGCUGCUUCCUUCUUCUUGUCCGAGACGCCGGAGCCGCCGCCGCGGAAGACCAGCUGUGUCUCCUCGACGACCUUCCACAGCCGCGCGGUCCUGUCCCGCGCGCCCGCGCUGACGCAGCGCUCCUGGGCGAGCGCGUCGAUGUCCACGACGUGGUCCUGGUGGCCGAACAGCGUCUCCACGUAGGCCAUCUCGUCGAGCGACCACACCUUGACGGUCCGGUCCUUGGAGCUCGAGUACAGCUGGUUCGUGCCCCUGCGGAAGGCCAGCCCCGUGACGGCGUCGCGGUGCUGGGUGAACGCCCUCAGGGGCUUCAGCGUCUCGGCGUCGUGGACCACCAUCCUCCUGUCCGCGCCUGCUGUUACCACGUAUUUGCCGUCCUGUGAUGCUGCCACCUUGAGUAUUGGGCCGGUGUGGCCUUGGUAGUUCUUGUCUUUUGAUUUUCUGGAAUCGCCCCGGCUCGAUGCCACCCGCUGUGGUUUCUUCUUGGGUGGUGCGGGUGGUUUCUUGGGCUUCUUCUUCGUCGUCUGCGGCCACUGGUGCUGGGGCAGGUCCUGGAGCUUCCACUUGACCAGGAACAUGUCCUUGGAGACCGUGUAGGCGUAGGGGGCACAGGUCGCUAUCGAGUUCACGUUUUGCGAGUUCCACCUGAAAAUCGUAUGUGAUGCCUGCUCAAACAGCAGCUCGCCGGCAAGUUGCCUGUAGACUUUGCCCUUUGUCUCGGCGACAUCUUCUUGCAUUCGCUCGGCGAUGAGGUCGCGGUCAAUUUCUUCGGCGUCGAAUCCGUACUCGUCCUGGACUUCGCCUUUAACGUUGUCGAGAUAGCGCUCCGCCAGUUUUAACCGCCGCUCUGCCGCGGUCUCCCCCUCUGCCUCUGACGCCGAGUCGUCAUCGUCGAUCCCAUUGAACUCGUCUUCGUCGUCCGGAAGGUCGUCGUCCUCCGAGUCGCUGCCUGAUAUCGAAGAGUCACGCUCGACUAUCUGUUUCUUUGGCGCGGGGUUGCCUGGCCUCCUCGUCGCCUUGCCGGCCGACUUGUGCACGGGAAUCGAGUUGGAGGACGUUGCCAGUCUCUUUUUCGGACCGUCUGCUGCUGAAGCCUGCCUCUUGCGCUUGUUUGCAGCCCCAGGGGCCGUAAAGAAGGACGACAUGGUUGUGGUGUGGUGGUGGCAGGUGCAAGUCUUCGCCAAAACUAUGGCUGCCUCGACCUUUCGCCUAGGUAGAUUGGAAAUAUUUUUUUUUGGCCAGGGACCGUCAUCCCUGUCAUAGGUACCUGGGGACUUGUGUUAGUGCCGGGCAACUCUGGCUUGCCUGCCGGCGAGCGAAGCGGCCCAGUGCCCCAGGCAAGCGCGGGCCGCGUUCGUAUGCUCGCUACCUGGAGGGAGUCCUGACGACAGGCAGGCUGGAAGCUCACGCAAGCUGCUAUCCGGGGGAGCUUGAUACACCAACAACUCUCCCUCAUCAACGCAACUCCUCUCCCCUCCCAAGUCGACCACACGCAUAAAAUACACAAUGGAGGUUCUGCUGGGAAUUACGGGCAAGGACUUCACCCUGAUCGCGGCCUCUAAGGCUGCGAUGCGAGGUGCAACCAUUCUGAAGGCCGCCGACGACAAGACCCGAGCACUGAACAAGCACACCCUGAUCGCAUAUUCUGGAGAGGCGGGCGACACUGUCCAAUUUGCCGAGUACCUUCAGGCCAAUGCUCAGCUCUACUCGAUGCGCAACGAGACCGACCUUUCGCCAUCAGCACUGGCUCACUUUGUCCGCGGCGAGCUUGCAUCGAGCCUUCGGUCACGGAAACCAUACAAUGUCAACCUGCUCCUCGGCGGAGUUGACCCCAUCACACAGAAGCCCAGCCUGUACUGGCUGGACUACCUCGCGUCACUGGCAGAAGUGCCUUACGCUGCCCACGGCUACGCACAAUACUACUGCCUCUCCAUCCUCGACAAGCACCACCACCCCGACAUCACGCUCCACCAGGGUUUCAAGAUCCUGAACAUGUGCACGGACGAGCUGAAGAGGAGGAUGCCCGUUGACUUCAAGGGCAUGACGGUGAAGGCGGUUACGAAGGAUGGGAUUACCUUGAUGGAAUUCGAUGAUUACAAGGUGGUGAAGAGUGCUUGAGCGGGCAGCAGGGCGCAACACGGAUGGGCUCGGUUCUGGAGCAAAAGACAGUGUAUUAUACCACGGAAUUACACCCAAGGCAUAGAGAUAGCCAAUGGAAAUGAUCACGAUGCACAGAGCCGUCAGUGAAGACCUUUGAGUCAGCUCACCAGUUCCCCUGCGGCGGCGGCGUAAUGACGUUGCGUGGGUGGCGAAGAGGUCAGAGAUUCUCAGCAAGGUGCAAGGGGCAAAUAGAAAACUUGAAGAACCUUAAAAUUCUUAUUAAGACCUCUGCAAACAAGUUGCAAGUGGAUUAUGCUCGGAUAGAAUUUCACAUGACCUCUUCUAAACUUCUAGAAGAACAGUGCUGAAUUGCGGCAUUGCCGUAGACCGGCCCAGGCCGGUCAGGGUCUAUGGGUCGGUGGUCCAGGCAUGUGAAAUCAUGAUAGCGUGACAACGAGAGCCAAGGGACAUCUAUCAGCCGCAACUAGUAAGACCGCGGAGCAGUGGUAUUCAGUCUCGGCAACUCAGGCACGCUGAACGAGCGUGAAAG